AUGCUGCCAAUUUUCGAAAACGCUCAACAGCUUUUUCAAACGGCUGAAGCACGCCUUGGCGAUCGCGUCACGCUUCCUUUUGGUGGUAUCAAUACUUCCCUCAAGAAUGCCUUAAUCGGCGCGGGAGUCACUGGUUUUAUCAGUUAUGCUGUAUCGAAAUAUAUCGUGUACUACCUGUAUCUUCAUCCUCUUUCCAAAAUUCCUGGACCUCCUGUGGAUUGGAUUCCACUGAUGGGGAAUAUUCGAGAAAUCUUUCGAGAAGAGGCCGGUGUACCACACAAAAAAUGGGCAGAGCAAUAUGGCGGUAUUGUCUGCUACCAUGGUCCAUGGAACCGUCCACGUAUCAUGGUCACUGACCCAGAUAUGUUAAAACAAAUAUUAAUGACUCAAGUAUAUGAUUUCACAAAAACGCCUGAAGGAUCAGAGUUCCUAGGCCGUAUUCUCGGUCAUGGCCUCCUGGUUUCCGAGGGCGACCUGCAUCGACGACACCGCAAAAUGCUCAAUCCUGCAUUCUCAUUGCAAGCCAUUCGAGAGCUGACACCCAUCCUAUUCGUUCCUCCUGUCCAACUCUACGAGAAAUGGAUGGAUGAGAUCAAAGCCAAGCAAACAAAUUUGGACGACGCCGUUGAAAUCGUCGUCUCACAUGGCCUCUCGUUGGUCACACUUGACGAAAUUGGACUUGGCGGAUUCGGACAAGAGUUUAAUGCAGUUCGGUAUGACGGUACGGAUAAAGUCAACAAGCUGAGCUGGGCUUACCAGACAAUCUUUGAUCCAAGCCAAGUAUCUUUGAUGCAAGCCUUGGCUCAGUUCUUCCCCAUGCUGCGCCAUCUCCCUACCCAGCGAAAACAACAGGUCGACAAGGCACUUCGAUUGCUCGAUGAAGAGAGCAAGAUAGUCGUACAACGUGGCAUUGAUCGUGUGGAGUCGGCAAACAAUGCCAAGACAUCCUACAAUGAUUUGUUGACUUUGAUGAUCCGUAAUGCGGACGAGGACGAGUCGGGUCAAGGUUUCACGGCUGAAGAACUACGGAAUCAGUGUCUCACCUUUUUGGCUGCUGGUCACGAAACAACAGCAGUAUCGUUGUCAUGGUGCCUUUGGCUACUAGCACAGCAUCAAGAUAUCCAAGAUGAACUGCGAGCUGAAGUGACUCCCGUUUUUGAAAAGAUAAAUAUGGACGAUCCAGUAUUCCACGAAGACCCAUUUAGAGUCGGAUUCGACAGCGCCAAUAUCCCAUCGUUUGAUACCAUCAACAAUUUACACCACUUGAACAAUGUAUGCCGUGAAACCUCGCGUUUGAUUCCUGUUGUGCCCCUGACGACGCGAUACGCAUCCAAAGAUGCAGUUUUGAAGAACCAUUUUAUCCCAAAGGGUACUAGUGUGUUUUUACCCAUUGUCGUAAAUCAUCACAGCAAGGCACUGUGGGGCGAGGAUGCAGAAUCGUUCAGACCCAGUCGAUGGGAUGAACAGAAAGCAUCCAAAGUGGGUCCCUAUGAGUAUUACCCUUUCUUAGCAGGUGCAAGACAAUGCAUCGGAUACAGAUUUGCCCUUAUUGAGCUCAAGAUCAUCCUAGCCGUCUUGGUGAUGAAAUUCCAGUUUUUUGAAAAGCCUGGGUUCGUUAUCAAGAAAAAGCAACAGAUCACCCUUCGACCAGCACCCAACAUGACCUUGCUUGUCAAGCCAGUUCCUCAGAAAGCACAAUGA
Messenger RNA from Zychaea mexicana, 1701 nucleotides. RefSeq names its product cytochrome P450. Lineage: Eukaryota; Fungi; Mucoromycota; Mucoromycetes; Mucorales; Lichtheimiaceae. The record is from RefSeq and is a predicted model, not a curated record. Bases 1 to 1701 code for a protein of 566 amino acids. Gene Ontology annotation, molecular function: monooxygenase activity; heme binding; oxidoreductase activity, acting on paired donors, with incorporation or reduction of molecular oxygen. The transcript has 4 exons.